This is a messenger RNA of Plectropomus leopardus (leopard coralgrouper), 1852 nucleotides long. Its product is annotated as tissue factor pathway inhibitor-like. NCBI's taxonomy places the organism in Eukaryota, Metazoa, Chordata, Actinopteri, Perciformes, Serranidae. The record is from RefSeq and is a predicted model, not a curated record. Gene Ontology annotation, biological process: negative regulation of peptidase activity. Gene Ontology annotation, molecular function: serine-type endopeptidase inhibitor activity. Gene Ontology annotation, cellular component: extracellular region.
CCUCUAACUUAACAUUCAGCGCGGAGCAGCCCCCCGUACAGCAGCAUGGCUCCAAGCAACAAGUGGUGGAUUUCGUGCGUCCUUUCGCUCUCUUGUCUUGCCCGUUUGGGGUCUGGCAGAAGACACGGAGAAGAUGGAGUUCAGCCUGAACUCUUUAUCUUCAAUGAGCUGUGCGCCCUGAAGGAUGAGCCGGGGCCCUGCAAGGCCAUUAAGUACCGAUUCUUCUUCAAUGUCGACACGGGAAACUGCGAGCUGUUUGAAUACGGAGGCUGUGGGGGAAACGCCAAUAAUUUCGAGACCCUGGAGGCAUGUGAGGAAACUUGUGUUGUCUCAGAUGACAAGAACCCGUGCCAUUUAGCUGAAGCUCCGGGUCCCUGUCGAGGGCUGGUGACGCGUUACUUCUUUGACAGCGAAAGCCAGCAGUGCAAGCACUUCUUUUAUGGCGGCUGCUUUGGCAAUGCCAACAAUUUCAGGAGCAUGGCGGAGUGCCAGGCGAAAUGUCAGAACCCAGCAAAAUCCACUAAGGCACCAGAAGUCCACUCACAUUCUGCUAGAAAAUCAGUUGUGCAGCCCACCAUAGUAACUGGGGAGAUGGCUGUCAGUGAGCGUUGGAUGCAAGCGAAUGACACCAAUCUGGCACCAAAAGACUUGAAGCCUACCGAGGUGUGCUUCAGUCCCAUUGACAGGGGAACAUGUAACGAUGUGGAGAGGAGGUUUGCCUACAACCCAAAGACCAAGAGAUGCCACGUGUUUCACUACAGCGGCUGCGGAGGGAACGAGAACAACUUCAAGCACCGGAAAGACUGCAUCAAGAAGUGCAUUCGAAGCAGAAAGGCUCAUGGGAAGAGGAUGAUUCGAAUAAGGAAGAAAAACAUAAACAACAUUGUGAAUCGCUCAGUCUGAACACUUGGCUUUAGAUCCUGCACUGCUGUGGAGCCACCUGUAUUUAUGUCUAUAUGUUACGUUUAGCUUUACUCAUAUCUGUUGUUUUGUAAUGCUGCAGUACUUGUAUAAAAAUCACUUUUAGUGUGUGGGAGUUAGUUUUUUAGUGACUGAAUGCGAUUAUCAUCAUUAUUCACAUUAUUUCGAUAUUUUCUUGACAAAAAACUGUUGUUUUGCUGAUGUCGAUUAUAGUAGCUCUACACUGAUGCUCUGAGUAUCAAUGCUUUUGUAUAAACAAUGUCUAAUGUCUUUUUAAUUUGACAGUUUCGGGGUUCUGUUAUGAUCAUGUACAUUUCACUGCGACUUUUAUGGGAAACACCAAAGUUGCAGCAGGAUUUUUGUUCAUAACAAAAUGAAUGCUUAUCCUUGUUUAAUUACUGUCUGUACAGUAACUGAUGCUUUUCUGUGGGGGUUUUGGUGUAGCUCCAUCAUUGUUAAUCAAUGUAAACAACAGCAUUAGCAGAUUAAACUGGUGGACACUCGUUUUUUAUUUUUUUUGUAAGGAUCAGUCACAACAAUAUAUAUAAUGUCAAGCAAACACAUGAAUCAAGAUGUCCUCACAGCUAUAAUUCAAUGUGAACAAGGUAAUGACUGCUUUAUAUUUGUCGGAUUACACUUACACUCUCUCUCUCUCUCUUGCUCUCUCUCUCUCUCGCUCUCGCUGUCUCUCUCUUUUUAAUCAAUAUGAUGCAGUUUUGUAAAUCACGAUUCCAGUCCUGCUGGUUGUCGUUGUUGAGAAAAACCAGAAGGGAGCAGUGUUGUAUUAAGUAAGUUUUCAGAGAGGUUGUCAAUGCUGGUCCCUGCUGGCUGCACAAGAUUUUCUUCACCGUCUCCUUUUAUAACCAUGGCUGUUAUGUAUUGGAUUGGAUUGGAUUGAGUUUAUAUAAUAAACUUGAACAAUUUAACCAUC